Molecule: messenger RNA, 2014 nt
Organism: Misgurnus anguillicaudatus (oriental weatherfish)
Lineage: Eukaryota; Metazoa; Chordata; Actinopteri; Cypriniformes; Cobitidae
Gene: her8a
Product: hairy-related 8a
Biological process (GO): regulation of DNA-templated transcription
Molecular function (GO): DNA binding; protein dimerization activity
Source: RefSeq, a predicted model, not a curated record
UUUGUGCAGCAAAAAGCACCCAUGCAUUAUCAUGGUAAUUUCAGUGGGUGGAGGUUUAAGGGGGAGCCUGUGUACAUGUUAAACGAGGUUAAGUGAGUCUAGUUUCUUGUUGCGUCAGGACGCCGCAACUGUACCCUCACUUUCUAGACAGAGGCGUGGGAAAGCAGCGAUAAAGAUUUUAACGAUACGUUUCUGCUAUUUGCUGAGCAACGAUGACGGCCUCCAAUAUUGGUAACGGCCCGGAUAAAAAUUUCAACGCGAAAGAAGAGCGAAAGCUGCGCAAGCCCUUGAUAGAGAAGAAGCGCAGAGAGCGGAUCAACUCGAGCCUUGAGCAACUUAAGGGUAUUAUGGUGGAUGCCUACAGUUUGGAUCAAUCUAAAUUAGAGAAAGCUGAUGUUCUUGAGAUAACAGUUCAGCACAUGGAGAACCUUCAAAGAAGCCAUGGACCAGGUAGUAGUCAUGGUCCAGGCACUGGGUUUGAAUCUCGACAAAGAUACAGUAGCGGUUAUAUCCAGUGCAUGCAUGAGGUGCACAACAUGCUCUUAAGCUGCCCUGGGAUGGACAAACCUUUGGGUGCACGCCUACUAAACCACUUGCUGAAGUCUUUGCCACAUAUUAGUGCUGAGGCCACCUCCAGCUCUCUUCCUUUAUCCCCAACUCAUUCCCCUCUAAGCCUGCCCUCUUUACAGCCCAACCCACUUCACCUGCACACUCCCCACUCUCCUCCCCCUCCUUCCUCCCCCUCCAGCCCUUCCCACUCACCAAGAAUUCACCUCAUGAGAGAACGAAGUUACAGCGUAUCCCAAGAACAUCCCUCUCCCCCCGGGUCUCCUUCCCCUCUACCUACAGCACAAUCGGCCCUUCCCCCUUUCUUUCCAGGGGGCGAUCCCUCUAUGUGGAGGCCCUGGUGAAUGAAUUCAACCCAGCCCCCAUUUGCCCUCCCCCUGCCCUUCCUGGCCUGCCCUUCCAUACCUAAUAGUUUCCAUUACUUUUGAUCUCUUGGGAGGUUGGAGUGCUUUAUGCUCAGAGGGGGCUAUAUACAUGAUAUUGGGUUACAAAGUCCCAUGGGGUUUUGUAGCAUCUUUUAAAGCACUGUAGUGCAUGCCUGGUUGAUUAUGCUAUUUGCAUGCUUUGAGGGUAUGAACACAAACGUGUAAUGACACCAAAGUUGCCCUUAUUGACUGACAUUGUAUAUAGAAUAUUGCUGUCUAGUGAAACUGCUGUCUUGACCACUUUUAAUGCAGCAUCAUGUCUUGUAUUCAUGAACUGGUUGUGCAUUUUGGAUUUUUUUUGUCAUUUUAUGUUAACAAUAUUAUUUUUACUAUAGUUGAGUUGUAGAUUUUUUAAAUUAUGUUUAUGUAGUUAAAGGGAUAGUUUACGCAAAAAUGAAAAUUCUGCCAUCAUUUACUCAUCCUCAUGUUUUUCUAAACUUUUAUGAGUUCCUAUAUUCUGUUGAACACAAAAUUGACUUCCAUAGUGGGAAAAACAAAUACUAUGGAAGUCAACUGUGUGGUUACCAUCAUUUAUCAAAAUAAUUUUAUCGUGUUCAACAAAUAAAAGAUACUCAUACAGAUUUAGAUGAACAUGAAGGCAAUUAAAUGAUGACAGAAUUUACAUUUUUAGAUUUUUUGUUGGAAUUAAGCAUGUUUUUCUACCUUAAAUACAAAACUCUGUAAUCUGAAGACUAAUGGUGGUUUAGAAAGUGUAGAAUAGGGGAGAACAUUUGUGAAAUAAAUACUCCAUCCUUGUAUAUUACAAGAAGAGAGAAGACAGACUUUUACCUCAUAUUGAAGCCGUUAACACUGAUUUUCUUUAUGAAAACUCAGAACUGUGUAUUGAUUUUACACUGAUAAUAAACUUUUGAAAAUUAUUAUGAUGAAUAAAUCAUAAUUAAAAAGUUGUUUUAAAAAAAUUACUGUAACAUUACAGUUUGACUUCUGUCAUUUCCUAAAUCAUAUACCUACUGUAUUUCUCUCUAACCGAUUUAUAAAUUAACAUGUAUUCAUUUUUAAAA